CCAUAAUGUUUAUUCUUUUAUUCUUAUAUAAAAUCAGAGAACGCCGAAUGCAUUUUACUCUUAAUAGGACUAGAACUUUGAAUAAAUGAUUAUUGCAGAAUGAAGGUUUUUAUAGUGGUGACUAUUGUUAUUUUUGGUAUUCGUGAUGGCAGUUCAAAUAUUUUGGGUACUGGAAUAUCAAUAAAUGAACAGCAGUCUAUCGUCGAUAUCCACAAUAACUACAGAAUAAGUAUUUGCAAUGGAACCUUGUUUGGGCAACCUCAAGGAUAUAAUAUUAAAAAGAUUAAAUAUGAUGCCACUUUAGCUGAAAAAGCCCAAGAAAUCGCCAACAGUAUGACGUUCGCCCAUGUUUUAGUAAAAGACGAUCGUUGGAGUGUUGGUCAAAAUUUGUAUAUCUUCAAGUCCACUGCACCAGGUGCAGCUGCGUCAUGGUCAUCUGCUUUAUCUGCCUGGUUUGUUGAAAAUUCUUAUUAUAAAUAUGGUACCUGUUGUGGUACUGCUGGCCAUUAUACACAGAUGAUAUGGGAUAGCACUGAAUAUGUGGGAUGUGGAUUUACUUAUUUUUAUAGCGACAGCAGUAAAUACUCCUAUCAGAAGUUGUAUGUUUGCAAUUACGGGCCUGCGGGAAACUGGGUGGGAUCUCAUCCUUACCAACGUGGACACAGCGGCUGUCCUAGCUUCAAUAGAAAACCUCUAAAACCACAGUAGUUUUAAAUUUGUUCUCUGUAAGGGUGGUGACUAUAUUUUGUCUGCAUUUGUAUAAUAAAUGUGUUUAUCUUCAUAA
Anthonomus grandis grandis is the source of this 784-nucleotide messenger RNA. RefSeq names its product cysteine-rich secretory protein 3-like. NCBI's taxonomy places the organism in Eukaryota, Metazoa, Arthropoda, Insecta, Coleoptera, Curculionidae. The record is from RefSeq and is a predicted model, not a curated record. The coding region runs from base 100 to 708 and encodes 202 amino acids. The transcript has 6 exons. Gene Ontology annotation, cellular component: extracellular region.